AAGGGCAAAUAGCAAUAUUAAAAUAUUACCUCUAAUUUCCUUUUAAUGUGCACGAAUUUCAUGAACCGGGCUACUAGUUUGUUUAUAAAACACAAAGAGGAUCAUACACAAAUAGAUUCAUGAGAUUUACAGAAUCACUAAACCAUCUUGAUUUCAUAGUUGUAAAAUGUGUGUCUCUGUGCUUUAAUUGUUAACAUUAUUUUUUCAGCUAUUUUUUCGUUUUUUUUCUCAAGUACAUAUUUAUCUAUUUCAGAAAUGAAGGUAGAGGUAGAGAGAAAUAGAAAUAUCAAUGAAUGAUGAGAGAGCAAUAUUGAUCGGCUGCCUCCUGCACACCCCACACUGAGGAUUGAGCCCAUAACCUGGUCAUGUGCCACGACCAGGAAUCUAAUCAUUGACCUCUUGGUGCAUGGUUCAGUGCUUAACCACUGAGCAACACCAGUGGACCAAGCAGAAUAAUCUUGUUCUAAGAUUAUUCAUAGGACCAUUGACCUUCAGGGAUGUGGCCAUAGAUUUCUCUCAGGAGGAGUGGGAAUUCCUGGACCCAGCUCAGCGGAAGUUGUACCUGGAUGUGAUGUUGGAGAACUACAGCAACCUGGCUUCCCUGGCUCUUUCAUGUAAAGGUAACCAUGCCUUUAUGCCAAAGCCCGGAAUACAAGAUUUAUUCUCUGAAAUAAUACUGAGUACACAUAAUGGAGAUAGCAGUUAUCAAUGGAUUGAACAUUGGAAAAAGUUUAAGCAAGAAUCAUAUAUUAAUCAUCGGACGAGGGAACUUGCGGAGGACCAUUAUAAAAGCGGAAGAUUCUUUGACCGAAUGUCUAAUCACAAUAUAUGUCAGGUUAUUCCUAUCGCAGAGAAGACACGCAAAGAAAGUAAAUGUGUCAGGUCUUUUCAGCAGUCUUCAAAUUACACUGAAGAAGAGAAUAUUCAUGCUAGAGAGGAGGCUUACAAAUGGAAUCCAUGUGGGAGAGUCUUCAGUCAAAUAUUCAAUCUAAAUAAAAUGAAAAAAAUCCAUAAUGGAGAAAAACCUUAUAAAUGUAAAGAUUCUGGUAAAAGAUCGAAUUGGCCUUCAGGCUGUACGCUAAAUCAGAGAAUUCGUACUGGAGAGAAGCCUUACAAAUGUAAAGCAUGUGGCAAAGCCUUUAGAUGUCAUUCAUCUCUUAUUGUUCAUAAGGGAAGAAUUCAUACUAUAGCAAAAUUUUACAAACUCAGGGAAGAUGGAAAAGGCUUUAGUCAAUCCUCAAGACAUAAUCAACAUCAUAGAAAUCAUAGAGAAGAAAUGACUUACAAAUGUUCAGAAUGUGGGAAAGCCUUUAGUUGGCCCUCAAACCUUAUGACUCAUCAGAGAGUUCAUACUGGACAGAAGCCUUAUAAAUGUAGCAAAUAUGGCAAAGCCUUUAUCAAUUCCUUUUACCUUAGUCGUCAGAAGGUUCAUUCUGGAGAGAAGUCUUAUAAAUGUAGAGAAUGUGGCAAAGCCUUUAGCCGGUCCUCACACCUUACUUAUCAUCAGAGAGUUCAUACUGGAGAGAAGCCUUAUAAAUGUAAAGUAUGUGGCAAAGCCUUUCGCUGGCCCUCAAACCUUAUUGGGCAUCAGAGAGUUCAUACUGGAGAGAAGCCUUAUAAAUGUAGAGAAUGUGGCAAAGCCUUUACAUCUUCCUCUUCCCUUAAUCUACAUCAGAGAGUUCAUACUGGAGAGAAGCCUUAUAAAUGUAGAGAAUGUGGCAAAGCUUUUAGCUGGCCCUCCUCCUAUAAUCUACAUCAGAGAGUUCAUACUGGAGAGAAGCCUUAUAAAUGUAGAGAAUGUGGCAAAACCUUCAGUGAUUCCUCAAAACUUACUCGUCAUCAUAAAAUUCAUACUGCAGAUAAGGUUUAUAAAUGUAGCGCAUGUGGCAAAGCCUUUAGCCAGUUCUCACGCCUUAAAAAUCAUCAGAGAGUUCAUUCUAGAGAGAAGCCUUUUAAAUGUAGAGAAUGUGGCAAAGCCUUUAGUUGGUUCUCACACCUUAAAAAUCAUCAGAGAGUUCAUUCUGGAGAGAAGCCUUAUGAAUGUAAAGUGUGUGGCAAAAGCUUUAGCUACUCCUCAGAUCUUAAUCGUCAUCAGCGUAUUCAUACUGGAGAGAAGCCUUCUAAAUGUAGAGAAUGUGGCAAAGCCUUUAGCCAGUACUCAUCACGUACUAAUCACCAAAAAAUUCACCCUGGAGAGAAACCUUAUAAAUGUAGAGAAUGUGGCAAAGCCUUUAGCCACUUGUCAACCCUUACUAAUCAUCAGAAAGUUCACACUGGAGAGAAACCUUAUGAAUGUAGAGAAUGUGGCAAAUCCUUUGUCACCUCCUCAGGCCUUACUAGGCAUCAGAGAGUUCACACUUGAGAGAAGGUUUAUAAAUGUAGAGGAUAUAACAGCCUUUCAUCAGUGUUCCUGCCUUACUGCACAGCAGAAUUCAUACUUGAGAGAAGAGUUACAGAUGUGAGGAGUGUCCUAAGUCCUUUACCAGCUAUGAGAACUUACUGAACAUCACAGAAUGGAUACUGGCAAGAAGCCUUACAAAUGUGAAAAACAUAGAAAAGCCUUUAAAAGGCAUUCGUGUCUUGCUGUACCUGAGAGACCUCAUAGUAAAGACAGUCCUUACAAAUGUAGAGUUUGGCUGCAGACUUUACACAUAGCUCACAAUUUACUGAACAUCAGAGAUUUUAUAGUGGAGGAAAGCCUUACACUAGAAAACUAAGAAAGCCUUUAGCCUGUGGUCUACCCUACUUGACAUUUCAGGAAUCAUUAUAAAGAGAAACAGCAUUAACGAAGUUUUCAUCUAAGGAUUUAAGCUUCAAUGGUUGAAGCUACAUUAAGAACGAUAAAAUGAGGUCUUACAAAUUAUCAGGCAUAUGUCAAACCCUAGAGAGAAGGUAGGGAAGGGUGGGGGUAAGGGUGAAAGAUCAACCAAAGGACUUGUAUGCAUGCAUAUAAGCCUAACUAAUGGACACAGACAACAGGGGGGUGAGGGCACGAGUUGGGGAGGUCAGGGUGGUUAUGUUGGGAUAAGGACACAUACGUAAUACCGUAAUAAAAAAUUAAUUAAAAAUAUAUAUAUACUUUAUAAAACUCCAAGGGAUUUAUGCCUUAAGAUGUAAAAACUUUAUCCAAGUAUGUAAUUGAUUAUGAAUUUUAAAGUAUCACUAAAUUGGCUACUAGAUAGGUAGCCAAAAUGCCUUUCAGAUAUUGCUCUAAACCAAAAUGUUUAUUAUACAGUGUACUCCAAACUUUAAAUGUAGUUAGGUAAUGUUUGUAUACUUGAAUAUAUCAAAAGAAUUGAUGUUUCCAGAUGUACAAUUACUUAGAAUGUUAUCUCAUUUAUUUUGAAGUCUUUUGAGAAGGAAAUAUUAAUGUGAUUCUACUCCCAUAUCACUUGAUGCUGCUGUGUUUUAUUCCUGGUGUAUGUGUGAAAUCAUGGGAUUGAUUGUUUCUGUCCUAAAGAUCUGUUUGCUGUUGUACAUUAUAUGGACUUCACUUGUGUACACUUUCCCAUGGAAUAUUGGGUACAUUGUAAGGCGCACUAUUUUCUUCUAUUAGAGAAUAAUUCUUGAAUAAUCUUUUAAAAUAGUUCUCGAGUUUUGUAAAUGAUGUCAUCAAAGUUACUUCCUUUUCUGUGCCAAUGUGUUCAACUGAAAAGUUUUUGAGGGUGUUCAAUUUGUGGUUGUCACAUUUAGGUGACCAGAGCUACCUUCAGGACAGUGCUGACUGUGUAAUAGAUUUUCCAUAAUUAAGAGGAAUAUUGCAAUACCAGUGACGUUGUUGUACCCAAGAUUCAGAAUCGGCAUGAACUCUGCUGGUGGAGAGAGGACACCUUUACCAGGCUGCAGUGCUGGCUGAACUCAGGAAAAAUAAUUUUAUUUCUUUCAUUUCCUAUUUCCUGUUCCUUUCUGAUUUUUCACCUUGUCUUCUAAGCUGCCAUUCCUUUUGCAGUGCUAUAACCACAGCAUGUAAAGUUCUUCCUGUCCCACAUCAGCCUGUCAAGCCCUGUGUAGAUUCUGCUCAAUAGUUUCGAAUUUAUAAUGCAAUGAUUGACAUCACAAUUUGACGAAUAUUUUGCUUUAUAUUCAUGAAGAAAGUAGCCCACCAUUCAGGUUCUCAUGCUGAUACCUAUAUUUUUAAUACUAAUAUUAACUUUUGGAAUACCACAAAUUGGCAUCUGUGUACUUAGUAAUUGGGAUGAUUUCUCUUGUCCUGAUUUUCAUUGGAAACUUUGAGAAUUUCUCAUUGUUGUCCUGUUAACUUCUUCAUUGGGAUGGAAUUAACCCAUAUUAAACAGGUUUUAUUCUCACUUUUUUCAUAUAUAUAUUUUUUUAUUGAUUUUAGAGAGGAAGGGAGAUAGAAACAUCAAUAAUGAGAGAGAAUCUAUUCUCACUUUCCUGAAUGUAGGUUAAUGUUGGUUAUUCUUUCUAGAGGAACCCCAGAGACCAUGGCAGCUUUGUAGGUGAAACCUUUUAUUAAUUUGGAUGGAAGUUAUUUUUUAUAUUCACAGCCUGACCAGAGGUAUGUCCAUUGCCAUUAGCUGUCCCUGGAGUGUUUUCCAAACCAUCACUGUAAGUUACAGGGACAGUAGGAUAGCAGAGAUUAAAAUGAAAGCCACACAUUUAUUCUGUGUCCAGUGCUGAAUUUGUACAAGUUUGUAAACAUCAGUUCCUAAGCAUGUGCCACCCAAAGGACUGAAAAAAUGAUUGCAGAGACAAGAUGUUCAGUAUUCUACUCUGCUUUCUGGCAUACUCAUGGAGCAUUCCUAUGUAUAUGUGUCUCCUGAUAUUUUGUGACUGGGACUCAUCUGGACCAGGGGCUUUAUGAAUUUGUUCUGUUAAUUGACAUACUAUGGGAUCCAGACCUUUCAAAGACUUCAAUCCCAUCUAGACAAUAUUUCCAUUUUCUGGUACAGUAGUGAGGAAUGUUGAGGUGUAUUGAUACCAAAUACACAUAAGAUAUUUUUUUUCUCAUGUGGCCAUUAGGAAAAUAGAUGAAGCAGACACUGCCCCUUGAGUUAGCAGAAAUCUGUCUUCGUUUUGUUCAGAAUGCAUAUUCUACUGCUUUGGGGUGAAAAGUUAUAAGUCAGAGGUUUCAAUCGUUUUAUCUGAUGGCACACUUGAACUAAUUACUGAAGUUCAGUGGUUCACCAAAAUAAAUAUAUUCCCAGUCUUCCAAAAAAAAAUGUCUGAUUUUGACCCAUGCACACCACACAGCUAUUACUGUGUUGGCUGUUGUCACUUAUUUUAUUCGACAAUCUAUGGGUAAUAUAGUCUGUGCUAUUGACUAAACAGUCACUGCUGUUUGUUUUAAAAAUUCUUGCAGCACACCAGUUUGCGCGUGUGACACUCCGGUUGAUAAUCUCUGGGGUAAACAUAUAAAAUCCCGUGGCAGGCGGGGAGAGGUCACGGGGGGAGGGGAGGGAGGAGACAUAUGUAAUACUUGAAACAAUAAAGAAUGUACAUAAAACAUAAAA
Myotis daubentonii (Daubenton's bat) is the source of this 5474-nucleotide messenger RNA. RefSeq names its product zinc finger protein 501-like. The coding region runs from base 407 to 2362 and encodes 651 amino acids. NCBI's taxonomy places the organism in Eukaryota, Metazoa, Chordata, Mammalia, Chiroptera, Vespertilionidae. The transcript is spliced from 4 exons. The record is from RefSeq and is a predicted model, not a curated record. Gene Ontology annotation, molecular function: DNA-binding transcription repressor activity, RNA polymerase II-specific; RNA polymerase II cis-regulatory region sequence-specific DNA binding. Gene Ontology annotation, cellular component: nucleoplasm. Gene Ontology annotation, biological process: negative regulation of transcription by RNA polymerase II; regulation of cytokine production; regulation of immune system process.